AUGACCAAGAAAGAGCUACAUCUACAGGAUGAGAUAGACGACGAUGAAUCAAACAUCAAUAAGAAUGACAUUGAAAAUAACUAUGAUAUAGAAGAUGAAACCCCCGAUUGGAAAAUAUUAACCAGAUCAUUAGGAAGUGCCAACAAUAGUAAUAAUACCAAUGGAACAUCAGGUAUACCGAAGAGAGGGGAUAAAGAUUUUGAACCUGAUAAUACAGAUAUCCAGACUUCUACUUUACAAGAAAGUAGAGAAGCCAUGUAUGAUGCUAUUAGUGGAGUUCGUGGUCAUCAUCUCAAGCAGAAAUUAUUAUCAAUAUGGAUUGAAGAUGAAGAAGAUGGAGGAUAUUCAAUUAUACCGUUCAUGAAGGGGAAUUAUUUCCGUGAUAUUGGUAAAGCAUAUCCUAAUCGUCGAUAUAAGAAUUGUAUACGGUUGAAUCCUAUAGAGACGGUUUAUUUAGUGGAAAGAGGAUCAAUGAUUAUAUAUCUUGGUGACGAGAAAUUUACAAACUACUUAAAAGAUGAGGAAGAAGGAGAGUUUAACAUUGAAGAGGAAUUGGUCCCUGUUGAUUUGGAAUUAUUAUAUUCCUUAGCAUUUAUAAACGAGAGAUAUACGAUUGAUAAAUAUCAGGUUUAUUCAUAUUUAAAAAGACAUGGAUAUUUAAUACUUGAAGUUGAUCCCAAGAAACAACAACCACCACAAUGGAAAAGAUUAGAACAGUACGAAUCAAGUAAAGGUCAAUCAAGAAGCAUCAUAUCAUGGGGAUGGGAUUGGAAGAAAUGGAUACAAUCAUUUUGGAGACCUUUUCCACCUACUCAUUCCUUACAUUAUUUAACUACUCAUUAUUUCAAAGUUAUUGAUAUUUUCAAAUCAUUAAGAUUAAUUCCUACAUAUCAAAUAUAUGAUAGUUUAAGGAAAACCAUCAACACGACAACAACUACUACUUCUACUACUUUGGACGACUAUAAGAUAUCAUUUAACGUUUGGAAGCCAGGCAGCCAAUUUUCAAAACUGAAUCCAAGUCAAUUACCCGAUUAUCAAAUUGUAGUAGUCAAUACUGAUAAAGUUAAAUUCCCUACUUUAAAGGUUAUACAACGAUUAGUAAAUACCAUAGAAUAUCGAUUCCCCUUUGAACAACCAUCCCAAAUCCCCACACCACCUGUUAUCAAGAAGAACGAUAAGAUGAUUUCAAAACGACAAUUGAAAUAUGAUCAACGACAAAAAUCAAAUCAAUCAAAAUUAAAUACGGCUCAAUUGAAUAAUAUCGAAUAUUUGAAAAAGAGAGAUAAUUUAUUAAAAUAUGGAAAGACUAGUAAACAAUCUAAUCGAAAUGUGGUUAUUGGAGUUAUAAACAAUGGGAUUAUAAAUUUAAUCAAUCUUAUUGAGAAUGAGUUUUCCUUAACGUCUGAAUCCGUGAUUGAUGAAUUGACUCAAUUACAUAAAGAAAAAUCUGAUAUUCAUGGUAUUGUAUAUAAUGGGGAUAAAUAG
Molecule: messenger RNA, 1485 nt
Organism: Scheffersomyces coipomensis
Lineage: Eukaryota; Fungi; Ascomycota; Pichiomycetes; Serinales; Debaryomycetaceae
Product: tRNA splicing endonuclease subunit
Exons: 1
Coding region: 1-1485 (494 amino acids)
Biological process (GO): tRNA-type intron splice site recognition and cleavage
Cellular component (GO): tRNA-intron endonuclease complex
Source: RefSeq, a predicted model, not a curated record